Molecule: messenger RNA, 1396 nt
Organism: Rhodamnia argentea
Lineage: Eukaryota; Viridiplantae; Streptophyta; Magnoliopsida; Myrtales; Myrtaceae
Product: bifunctional peptidase and (3S)-lysyl hydroxylase JMJD7
Exons: 4
Coding region: 254-1330 (358 amino acids)
Molecular function (GO): 2-oxoglutarate-dependent dioxygenase activity
Source: RefSeq, a predicted model, not a curated record
CCCCGACCGAGUUGGCGAGUCGCAAUUCGCCGCCGUGUCCUGGGGGAGCCAAGAUCGCGAGGAGGGGAUUUGCGGCGCCGAGAGCGGCAGCGACGGGGUGGUGGCGACAGAGCUGCCACUCGAAGCACAAGUGCUAGCUAGCUUCUCAUCCUUCUCAUCCACCUUCACCCGCGUGGAUCUCCUCUGUGACCACAACCAUCGCGAAAGCACAUUUCUUCACGCUCGUGGCGGACUGUUGAAGGUCGUAUUGUCGAUGAGGCUGAUCGAAUCGCUGUGGCGAGAGGUUCGAGACCUGACCCUCGGCAACACCUCCUCCGUCCACCGCCUCGAUUCGCCUCCGGCGCCGCUCGAGUUCCUUCGCGACUUCGUCUCUCUCAACAAACCCUGCCUCAUCUCCAAAGCUGCCACCGCUCACUGGCCGGCCACCGCUCUCUGGCGCGACCGCGCAUACCUCACUCGCGCCCUCUCUUCCUCCUCCGUCACCGUCCAUCUCACCCCCAAUGGACGCGCCGAUUCGCUCGCUCCCAUUGACUGCUCCGCCUCAUCGCCGCCGCCGCCGCCUCUCUGCUUCGCCUCUGCUCACGCGCAGCGUGUGCCAUUUGCCGAAGCGCUGGAGAUGAUCUCGAGGAGUAGUCGGGAGAGCAAUUUUGUCGCGUACGCGCAGCAACAGAACGAUUGCUUCCGAUCGGAGUACGGACCUCUGGCUCGCGAUUGCGAUGAGCAUGUUCCGUGGGCGAGCGAAGCCCUAGGUUCCUUGCCGGAGGCCGUGAAUCUGUGGAUUGGGAAUCACUUCUCGGAGACUUCUUUUCACAAGGAUCACUACGAGAAUCUCUACGCUGUUGUCACCGGCGAGAAGCAUUUCCUGCUCCUUCCUCCGACCGAUGUCCAUCGUAUGUAUAUUAAAGCUUACCCCGCAGCCCAGUACUCGUAUAUUAAGGAAACUGGGGAAUUCAAGCUGGAAGUGGAAGAACCAAUCAAGUAUGUACCUUGGUGCAGUGUCAAUCCUUAUCCUUUGCCAGAGAACUUGGAGAGUGAGACGGCGAAUUUUCCAUUGUAUUUCAGUGGUCCCAAGCCGUUUGAGUGCACGGUCAAGGCUGGGGAGAUCCUUUACUUACCAAGUAUGUGGUUUCAUCAUGUUAGACAGAUUCCAGAUGACACAGGACUCACCAUUGCUGUUAAUUAUUGGUAUGAUAUGCAGUUUGAUAUGAAAUAUGCAUAUUUCAACUUCUUGCAAUCGAUCGUAUACCAACCGAUACAUGAACACACAGGGACUGAAGGAGAGGCUGAAGAUUUACAGCCUGCAUGCUGUUGUAAAUCAGGGUCUCAAUGAGCUGCAGCCCAUCGAUCCAUAUCUGAAAUUCUUUAUUGCUUUUCUCUGGUUUAUUGAUGAAAUCUU